Saccharomyces cerevisiae S288C is the source of this 2031-nucleotide messenger RNA. It is a transcript of the gene RLM1, whose product is annotated as Rlm1p. Gene Ontology annotation, cellular component: nucleus. The transcript has a single exon. Gene Ontology annotation, molecular function: protein dimerization activity; RNA polymerase II transcription regulatory region sequence-specific DNA binding; DNA binding. The record is from RefSeq and is marked reviewed. NCBI's taxonomy places the organism in Eukaryota, Fungi, Ascomycota, Saccharomycetes, Saccharomycetales, Saccharomycetaceae. Bases 1 to 2031 code for a protein of 676 amino acids. Gene Ontology annotation, biological process: positive regulation of transcription by RNA polymerase II.
AUGGGUAGACGGAAGAUUGAAAUCCAGAGAAUUUCUGAUGACAGAAAUAGGGCUGUCACGUUUAUAAAACGUAAAGCUGGCCUUUUUAAGAAGGCCCAUGAACUAUCCGUUCUUUGUCAAGUAGACAUAGCCGUCAUUAUACUGGGGUCCAAUAACACGUUCUAUGAGUUUUCCUCUGUGGAUACGAAUGAUUUAAUCUAUCACUACCAAAAUGACAAAAACUUGCUUCACGAAGUGAAAGAUCCUUCCGAUUAUGGAGACUUUCACAAAAGUGCAUCCGUUAACAUAAAUCAAGACCUACUCAGGUCGUCUAUGUCAAAUAAGCCUUCGAAAUCAAAUGUUAAAGGAAUGAACCAGUCAGAAAAUGAUGAUGAUGAGAACAAUGAUGAGGACGACGAUGAUCAUGGCAAUUUUGAGAGGAAUUCAAAUAUGCAUUCGAAUAAAAAAGCCUCUGAUAAAAAUAUACCGAGUGCACACAUGAAGUUGUUAUCCCCGACCGCACUCAUUUCAAAGAUGGAUGGUAGUGAGCAAAAUAAACGUCAUCCUGAGAACGCGCUGCCGCCUUUACAACAUUUGAAAAGAUUGAAACCGGAUCCUUUGCAAAUAAGUAGAACUCCGCAACAGCAACAGCAGCAAAAUAUAUCGAGACCAUACCAUAGUAGCAUGUACAAUCUUAACCAGCCUUCAUCCAGUUCAUCUUCUCCUUCCACGAUGGAUUUUCCAAAAUUACCAAGCUUUCAAAACUCUUCCUUUAAUGGUCGUCCUCCACCCAUUUCCAUUUCACCGAACAAGUUCAGUAAGCCAUUUACAAAUGCAUCCUCAAGGACCCCUAAACAGGAGCACAAAAUUAACAAUAGUGGCAGCAAUAAUAAUGACAACAGCAACUACACUCAGUCACCAUCUAAUUCUUUGGAAGACUCUAUUCAGCAGACUGUCAAAGCAAGAAGGAAAUUGUCCGCCAGACCGGUACUUCGUGUGAGAAUUCCGAACAACAAUUUCAGCAGUAAUUCCGCUAUUCCAAGUGAACCCUCCUCUGCCUCCUCCACAUCGGCCAACGGCAAUAGUAUGGGCUCUUCGCAGAUAAUGAAAGAAAACAAAACAAGUAGGUCUAGCAAAAUUUCUCCACUAUCCGCAUCUGCCUCAGGCCCCUUAACUCUCCAAAAAGGUAAUAAUGGCAGAAUGGUAAUAAAAUUGCCAAAUGCAAAUGCGCCUAACGGUUCUAACAAUGGUAAUGGCAGUAACAAUAACAAUCACCCUUAUCCUUUCGGAAGUGGGUCUUCACCUCUUUUUUCUGCAACACAGCCAUACAUUGCCACUCCCUUGCAACCAUCGAAUAUUCCUGGCGGACCUUUCCAACAAAAUACAUCUUUUUUAGCUCAAAGACAAACCCAGCAAUACCAACAAAUGUCUUUCAAAAAACAGAGCCAAACAGUACCAUUAACUACAACAUUAACCGGACGCCCCCCUUCAACUUUUUCCGGCCCUGAAACCAGCAAUGGCCCUCCAACUGGUUCACUGCCAUCGAAGUUCGUACAUGAUUUGAUGAGUAAUUCUCCAAAUGUUUCUUCUAUAUCGAUGUUUCCAGACUGGUCAAUGGGACCCAACAGUGCCAAGCCGGGAAACACAAACAAUCCUGGUACUUUCCCUCCCGUACAGACGGCCGUAAACAACGGCAACUCCAGCAAUAUCAGCAGCACUAACAACACUAACAACAACAACAACAAUAACAACAACAACAGCAGCAACAACAACAGCAACAACGGCAACGACAAUAACAGUAACAAUAGCAAUAACAGUUACUAUAGUAAUAAUGAAGAUGCACCCGUAAAUGGAGCUGCUAUUUCAGAACAUACUACCGAUGGUGACUCGAACAAUCAGUCCAACUCAAGUACAUAUGAUGCUGCUGCCACCGCAUAUAAUGGAAAUACCGGGCUGACUCCAUACAUAAAUACUGCUCAAACACCACUAGGCACUAAAUUCUUUAAUUUUUCGACUGAUAUUUCAGGAGAAAAAAAUUCAAGCAAAAUAUAA